Molecule: messenger RNA, 1209 nt
Organism: Bacidia gigantensis
Lineage: Eukaryota; Fungi; Ascomycota; Lecanoromycetes; Lecanorales; Ramalinaceae
Exons: 3
Coding region: 1-1209 (402 amino acids)
Source: RefSeq, a predicted model, not a curated record
AUGCCUUCAAAACCUAAGUCCAAGGCCGCCGCAUCAAAGAACGCGGCAGAUUCGACAAGUGCUGUGAACAACGACGGAGCUCUAAAAGCCGCUGAUGCUCUGAUCAAAGAACCGGCACUCUCUAGGAAUGGUUUGACAACUCCCCCCGCCAAACCGACGUCUCCACAACCCGAGAGCGAGGAAAAUGUGCAGGAUGACGAUGCAAAUGCCGGCACAGGCGUCAAUAGAAAAAAGCAGAAGAGGCGAAUGAAAGAAGCUGCGAAGAAGGCUGCUCUGAACACGUUGAAUCAAGAGAGCAGUAAUGCUCGCAAAAGUGGAUCUGUCAACAUGAACGGCGACGGAUACGACGCUGCCCAAUACGAAGGCCCGGAGGAUGGUGACGACAUCUACUAUACCGACGACGGCAGCAGAACGUAUGCUGCUAAUGGCUAUGCUAACCAUAAUUACAUUGCCGAGGAACCCUUAGGUGCAGGCAAGAAAAAGAAGAAACGAGCAUCAUCUGGCCAGCAUUCCACGGACGGCUUUGUUCCUUCGUCAUCUCAAAGUCAUCUUCAUCGUCCACCGCCGCCCCCUCCACCCCCGCUCACCCAACCACAUUCUACUGCCAUGAUGAGGUCUGCACCAAAUGACAGAAAGGAUCGUAUAUGGAAUACCUCAACUCAAGAAGAACGAGAGCGAAUUAAGGAAUUUUGGCUGUCACUGGGUGAGGCUGACCGGCGUUCUUUGGUUAGAAUCGAAAAGGAGGCUGUGUUGAAAAAGAUGAAAGAGCAGCAAAAACAUUCAUGUAGCUGUACAGUCUGUGGUCGUAAGCGAACUGCAAUAGAGGAAGAGCUUGAAGUUCUUUACGACGCUUAUUACGAAGAGUUGGAGACCUAUGCCAAUCAUCAACAGUUCGGACUGGAUGCGCCUGCCCUUCCUCCGCCACGUUCGUAUGCUCGACCUAGGCCGCCCCUACCACCAGAUCACUAUUCUGGCAUGCGAGGGGGAGGUCCAGCUAGAUCAAGCCGUAUUCAAGAGCUAGGCGAUGAUGAUGUGGGCGAUGAGGAAGACUAUAGUGAUGAAGAUGACGAAGACGACAUCAGUGAUUCCGAAAUAGAACCUCCAAUGUCACAGUCAGGCGGAAUAUUCAAUUUUGGUAACAGCUUGACUGCCCAAGGUAGUUUGAAUCUUGUAGAAAUAUCUAAUUAUCUCGCUGAUGGGUCUAUGUAG